AUGAAUCAAAAUAUCUUAGAAAAUCAAAUAAAUGAUCAUAUAAAUGAUAAAUUCUUUGAUAAUAUACUUGAAUUAGAAGAAGAUUUUACUUUUCUAUAUGAUAAUAACGCAAUAAAUGAUGCAUUUGCUUUUAUAUUAAACAGUCAAAGUAAUGCAAAUAAUAAUAAUAUAGAAGAAUCUUUAAAACAAGAUUCUGAUAUAUUUACAAAAAUUAUAGAAUCAGAAAUAGAU
Funneliformis geosporum is the source of this 231-nucleotide messenger RNA. The record is from the annotation of a GenBank genome assembly. NCBI's taxonomy places the organism in Eukaryota, Fungi, Glomeromycota, Glomeromycetes, Glomerales, Glomeraceae.